AUUCCCUCCUCGGUGAAACGAGAGAGCGUUCGCGGGGACGCGUUGAUUGAGAUUUGAGAGGCAGCACGCCCCGCCUUCUUUUGGCGCGCAGCAAAUGGGCAGUCUCUCCACCCCUCAGUCUCCUGGUCUGUGAAAUGGGAACCCGGAGAAGAAGGGCGGGGCACUCUGUAAGACAGGGGCUACUGUGAGGGGCUGCAGAUUGGGGGCGCCCCUCCCUCUUUCCAGCUCUGAUUUCCCCGCGGGCACCGCCCCCUCCCGGGUUCCGAGGCCGCGAGGCCGCCAGCGCGCAUGCCCGGGGCGGGGCGCGGGGCGGGAGCGCGGACCGGCUCCGGAGACAGCAGCGCGGAGUCCGCGGGUCCACCCGCCAGCCUGGCCCGAGGCAGCCGAGGCCGUUUGGGCGGCGGCAGCGGCGGAAGCCAGAACGCAGGGCGCCGAAGAGCCGGAGCAACGGCACCGCCGGGGACAGAACUUUGAGCAGGAAACUGGAAAGCCAGCCUCUUCCAGGGAGACUUGCCAAAGGGGCAUCAUACCAGCUGGGCCAUGCCUACUUCUCAGAACCUCAACUUCCUUGGCUGAAAAACAGGAACAUAGUACCUACCUGCCAGAACCAGACAGCAGCCUGGGUUCAAGCAUGGCUAUGAGGGUAGAUGGGCAGUGCUGAAGACCCACCCUGGUUCCAGCUGCUUCAGAAGGACUCCAGCACCCCCAACCCCUUCUGCUGCCCACAGGAUGGGAGCCUGGGUGCUGGGGGCCUGGCCAUGAGGGAUUGCUGCCCCUCCCAGCAAAAGGCCAGCCCUGCAUGCCUUAGGCACACCCCUGACCAAACCCCAAGCAUGGACUCUAGACACAGCAGCCCCAGUGGGGCUGGGGAAGGGGCCUCCUGCUCUGAGGGCCCCACUGGGAACUUGGCCUGCCCCUCUGUCACCUGCAUCCCUCCUCAAGAGGCAGCUACCAUGGAGACAUUGGGGAUACAUGGAGCCUUGAUCUCAGGGACACCAGAAACCACUUUGUCUAGAAAGCCAGAGCUUGUGUCAUCAGUGAAAACUGAUCCCACGUCCUCAGAGAACAGAAAUCCUGUGUUCUUGGAGAAGAGGGAUUUCAAGUCUUCAAAGCAGGCAGAUUUUGUGUCCAUAGGAAAGGAAGACUCUGGUUCCUCAAGGAAGCCAGAGCCUGUGUUGACAGGAAAGACAGAAUCUGCAGUCUCUGGAAAGGGAGAUCCUGUGCCUCCUGGAAGGGUGGAUUCCAUGACUCCAAGAAAGGAGGAUCUUGAAUCCUUGGGGAAAGGAGAUCCUCUGUGCUCCAGCAAGAUGGAUAUAAUGUCCCCAAAGGAGGAUCCUGGGUCUUUGAGAAAGGUGGAUCCUGUUUCCUCAGGCAAAGUGGAUCCUGUAUUCCCAAGAAAGGAGGAGCUUGUGGGCUCUGCAUCCACAGAAAAGGUAGAUCCUGGACCUUCAGAAAGGGUUAAUCCCAUGUCCUUGGGAAGCAUGGAUCCCAUACCUACAGAAAAGUCAGAUCCUGGGCUUUUGGGAAAGCUGACUCCAGGGUUAUCAGGCAUGACUGAGCCUGUAUCUUCUAGAAUAGGGGCUCCAGGGUCCUUGGGAAGGUUGGAUUCUACAUCCUCCAGGAUGGCAGAUCCUGCAUCUAUGGAAAAUGUAGAAAUGGGGUCCUUGGCAAAAGAGGACCCUCGAUUCCUGGCAAAGACAGACCCUGCCUCCUCAGGGGAGGAGUGUCCUGUGUCUGUGAGAAUGACAAAAACAGUGUCUGCUGGACCAGUGGAUCCCAUGUUUUCAGGAAAGAUAGAUCCCACAUCUGUGACAAGUACAGACCCUGUGUCUCUAGGCAAGAUGGAUCCAGUUUCCUUGGAAAAGGUGGAUCCUGUGACCUCAGGAAAGCCAGAGCCCUUGUCUUCUGGGCAGGCAGAACAUGUGUCUGUGGGAAAGACAGUAACUAUAUCUUUAGGAAAAGAAGACCUGGUGUUCUCCAGAGGGUUGGAUCCCACAACUGAGAGAAACAUAAAAAUACCAUCUUCUGGAAACGUGAAUCCUGAAUCUUCAGGCAAGACAGACCCUGUGUCCUCAGGUCCAGGGGAUCCCAGAUCCUUGGAGACAGGGGUUCUUCCACCUGCAGGAAAAGCUGGGGCAGUGACUGAGGAAAAAGGAGAUUCACGGUCCUUGGAGAAGGCAGGUCCCACAGUCUCAAGGAAAGCGGAUCCCCUGAUUUUAGGCAAUGUGGACCCCAUAAGCAGGGGGAAACCAGAAACUGUCCCCUUUAGAGAAGUGGACUACAUGUCUUUAGGAAAGGCCCCCAUGACUCCUAGCAAAACAGGCCUGGUGUCCCCUGGGAAGGCAGAUGCCAUCCCAGAGGGAAAGGUGGAUCCUCUGUCCCUGGAGAAGAGGAAUCCUGUGACCUCCACAAAGAAGGAAAUCAAGGCCUUGGGGAAAGCUGAGCCAAAGUCGGGGGGCAAGGCAGAAGCAAAGCUCCCUGGGCAAGAGGGUGCCACAUCAUCAGGAAAAGCAGUUUUGCAAAAGGAGCAGCCACACACCUCUGAGAAGGUAGAUCCGGGAUCCUCAGGAAAAGCGGAUCCCAUUGUGUCUGGGAACGUGGAGCCUGUAUCACAGGCCGACUCUGCAUCUCCAAGAAAAGCAGAGUCCCCAUCCUCUGGAAAGGGGUUUCCCAUUUCGAAGAAGACCGAGUCCUCCUCUUUCAGGCAAUCAGAUGGCAAGCCCUGCAGUUCAGCCUCAUCUCCCCGCGAUGGUCCCGGGAGUGUGGAGGGCGGUAAGGAGCCAGAGCCUGCCCCCAUCACUGAGACUCCCAGUCUUUGCCAGAAAGACCUGGUGGCCACUGAGGCCGAAAGAAGCCCCCGUGCUGAGGCCUCAGCGCCCGCACCAGGACCACGGACUCGCGACAACUUCACCAAGGCGCCGUCGUGGGACGCGAGUGCCCCGCCGCCACCGCCGCGCGAGGACGCAGGCACACAGGCAGGGGCACAGGCCUGCGUCUCGGUGGCCGUGAGUCCCAUGUCUCCGCAGGACGGUGCGGGCGGCCCGGCCUUCAGCUUCCAGGCAGCGCCACGCGCACCCAGCCCCACGCCCAGGCCGCCCUCACGCCGGGACGCGGGCCUGCAGGUGUCGCUGGGUGCAGCUGAGACGCGUUCGGUGGCCACUGGGCCCAUGACGCCUCAGACCGCCGCGCCCCCUGCCGCGCCCCCUGCUUUCCCCGAAGUGCGGGUGCGGCCAGGCUCGGCGCUGGCGGCCGCAAUGGCGCCCCAGGAGGCGGCCGAGCCAGUGCGCGACGUGAGCUGGGACGAGAAAGGAAUGACGUGGGAGGUGUACGGCGCCGCCAUGGAGGUGGAGGUGCUGGGCAUGGCCAUCCAGAAGCAUUUGGAGCGGCAAAUCGAGGAGCACGGCCGCCAAGGGGCGCCCGCGCCGCCGCCCGCUGCGCGCGCAGGCCCAGGCAGAGCAGGCUCGGUGCGCGCCGCGCCCCCGGAUGGCGCCGCUAAACGCCCGCCCGGCCUCUUUCGCGCUCUACUGCAGAGUGUUCGUCGGCCGCGGUGCUGCUCGCGGGCAGGACCCACGGCCGAAUGAUCUGCCCCUGUUUUGUACGCCCGGGUUUCCAACCUUCUCAGGCUCCCUUCUUGACCCCAGACCCCUAGAAGGUGUCCCCUCGGCGUGCGACAGCCCUCUGAGGGGUGGGCAGCCUCUAGGGGCUUCUAAUCCCCUUCCCAGCCCCAUUCGGUCCUAAACACACAAAUGAAACCCCUCUACUUAGUUCCCUCGUGGCUUUGAGCCCACAAACCCAUCCCUGCUGCCCUCUCGUGCCCUCAGUCCUCAGUUCCGUUCCCUCCAGGUCACACUGGGCUAGCAAGGGGACCUACUCAGCACCCAUACCUCCGGCCCCCUGAGAGCUAAGGCAGGCUCCUGAGAUGGCCAGAUUUGGUGUGUUGAGGUCUCCAAUGGGACCAGAUUCCCAGAACUGGGAAAGACUGCAUGCAAAUCUUUAAGUGGCCCUCCAUGUGUGCAAGGAUUGGUGAGACUCCCACCCCGACGUGUGCUGGACUCUGAAUGUGUGGCCCUGGGAGGUUUCUGAACGAAUGGGCAUAUGCUGGCCCCCAUGGCUGGGGCACCUCUUGCAUGCUGUUGGUGGUCCCUCCCCAACUCCAAUCUCCCCAUCCCCCAAGCCCUAGCUCCUUUCCCACCAGCUCACUGGUUCACAAUUCCCAGAGAGGCCAAAGGCCAGGAAGGGCACUGGGGACUCAGAUGAGAAGGAGAGUUGCUGAAAAGCCAGAGGGUCUCAAACAAGAGAGAAGGUCACAGUCAGACUCAUGAAAGGUCUUGGGCCACAGCUGCCUAGGUGACAACUGUUCUAGGGUAUUGGGGACAGGGUGAAGAGUUCAUUCUAUAACCACCGUUCACUAUUAAAGGCCACCCUCUUCAGUCCCUUGUUCCCCCUGUGCUGUGAGCCCCCACAAGUCCCUUGUGACCACUCAGUGCCCUUGUCCCCACCCCACCAGCCUCAGUUUUUGGCUACACACUGUCACAGUAUACAUUGGUAAUAAAAUCUUUCCCCAACCCUUGUCUGCUGUGAUUGACUGAAAUCAGGAAGCAAAGCAACAUCAUAUA
Molecule: messenger RNA, 4616 nt
Organism: Sciurus carolinensis (gray squirrel)
Lineage: Eukaryota; Metazoa; Chordata; Mammalia; Rodentia; Sciuridae
Gene: Gprin1
Product: G protein regulated inducer of neurite outgrowth 1
Exons: 3
Coding region: 648-3581 (977 amino acids)
Biological process (GO): neuron projection development
Cellular component (GO): plasma membrane
Source: RefSeq, a predicted model, not a curated record